Messenger RNA from Triplophysa rosa, 2397 nucleotides. RefSeq names its product raftlin, lipid raft linker 1a (gene rftn1a). The record is from RefSeq and is a predicted model, not a curated record. NCBI's taxonomy places the organism in Eukaryota, Metazoa, Chordata, Actinopteri, Cypriniformes, Nemacheilidae. The transcript has 11 exons. Bases 401 to 2245 code for a protein of 614 amino acids.
AAUUCCAAUUGCAGAUGCACAUGACACUCCAGCUUUAAACAAGGGACGAAAGCAAAACCACAUGGCAACAGUGGAGAGCAUCAUCUACUUUCAAUCUGAGAGAGAGAGAGAAAGGGAGCAGAGGGGGAGUUCACGCGCACUCACACUGUAUUGACUUGAGAGAGUCGACACAGCAGUCAGAGCUGAACUGCGCUCACUGUCUGCUCGCACCUGUCUUCAGUUCACUUACCCCCUCACACAGUGAGGAAACGAGGCUUAAGAGAAAGAAACAGAAGAGCAACUAAAGGUGUUAAGGCUGAAAAGGCAGAAACAAAUCGAGAGAUACGACGUCUCCAGUCCGCACAUCCCCAAAGACCUGCAGAACAAAGAAAUGUAUGCAGAUUUGGAACAACCUGAAUAGAUGGGCUGUAAGUUAUCGAAGCCCCGUGGUUCAGAUGAAGCUCCGGGGAAGAUCUUCUCCACCCUCAGACGAGCCCAAGUGGAGACACAGUGUGGAGUGGCCUACACAUACCAUUACCUAGACUUCCUGUUAGGAAAAGAAGAAGUUGCAGUGUCUUCACUGCUGUGUCUGUCGUCAGUGAGAGAGCUUCCGGUGCAGGUGUGCGAGUUAUAUCAGAAGGGAUUCGUACUGGCUGCUGUCCAUCCAUUCGUUCACUCUGGCGGCCCUGCCAGCGCUAACCUGCAGAAACAGUUACACCGAGCUGUGCUCAUCAGAGAAACACACAAUAGUUCCGACAGCAGUUUGCUUAACUGUGUUGGACCUCAUCUCGCGACAGACGUGUGUUACAUAGGUCACCAGGAACCCGACCCAGAAGUUAUACAGGGCUAUGUGAAAAAGGUGCAGGAUUUGGCUGAUCAGGGUGAUCUCUUUGUGGGAUUUUUGCCACAACCUGGUGGGGGUCCGUAUUUCCUUGGUCACUUAGAGACAGAUGAGCUUUCCUCCCUGCACUCCAGCCCGUGUUCUGUGGAUGGGAGACCUCUGACCAUCAGCCCGGCGAGCGAGCAACAACAGGAGGACGAUGCCAAUGAGGAUAGUCGAAUCCAAAAUCUUGCAAAGUUUGAUUUUGAUUUCCCAAACCAAGACUUAAUCAACCAGAACCUUCAAAUGCAGGACUCAGAGAGCAGCCAGCGUUGGAAUAACCAAAAUCCUUUCACUGAGAAUCAUCAGUAUCUUUAUGAACUUGAACAUACCCGAGAUGAGGAUUUAAAGAAUCAAGUGGAGUCUAAGAUAAGCUUUCGUGCACAAGAGAUGCAUCCGGUCCGAGGUACUAAAACAGAGUCUGUGCUGCCUAACUGUAAUUUGGCAGAAAACCAGCAACCAGACCAUAGAGAGCAGGUCAGAAGUCAAGAAAAACACAGCAAGCGCACUGGAACCACCCAGAUGCUGAAUCGCGUACAGGUCUUUGCUCUGUACAACCACACAAUGGUUCUGUCAGGAUCGCCAAAACUCUUCUCUUUGAGGGUUCCACUGCAUGUGCAAAGGGAGGCGGGGCUUGUUAGCUCGGUUGACUCCCACUGGCUGGAUCACAUGACCCACCACUUCAGAAGUGGUGCCCGGCUCAUCGAUGCCUACUAUCACCUGGGAGCUGAUGCAGCAUCUUCAUUCACGGUGGAGAGUGUUUUCAUCUUCCAAAGUGCCCCUGGUGAUGUCACGGCAACCGCAGCGUACGAUGCCAUUGUAGUGGAGCAAUGGACUGUGAUUGAUGGUGUCGCUGUGAAGACAGACUACAUUCCUCUACUUCAGUCUUUGGCUCCGUACGGUUGGAGACUGAUGUGUGUGCUUCCCACCCCUGUUGUCAAAACUAAAAGUGAUGGAAGUCUGGCCACAAAACAGAUCCUGUUUCUCCAGAGACCCACACUGCCUCGCAAGAGGAGAGAACUGGCGAAACUGUCCCUCAGAGGUCAAAACAAGAGAAACUCAAAUCGCAAGAAAACUCCGGAGACCGAGAUCGCACCGCUGGCAACGAUCGAGAGAGAAAUGGAAAAGAUGGAGAGAGAACGAACACGUGACACUCCCAAAACGGAAAAAGGACAGAAUUUGUCGAAAAUCCCAAAGAGGAGAGAUCAACCAGCAAAGACGCAGGAAUACCGCAUACAGAUGGAUAACAUCACUUAUGUAAAUAAGGACAGCAUUAAAAUCGCAAAUUCUACCAAUCACCAGGUAAAAAGCAUGAUUUCAUGUGCUAAACUAAAGGAAAGAAGACCAGUCGGAACAGAAAGAGCACUAUUCUCAGGAGUCUGCUGACAGUAUUCAUUUAUGCAUAUUGAACCAUUGCAAUAUGUUCAUGUUUAUUCAGGCAGAACGGCGUCUUUUCAGACCCUCGUCCGCGCGCGUACCUCUGCAGACAGAAUAAUUGUCCCGUAAGAUUGCGAGGAGGUAUUUUGAGUCACUUUUGG